This is a messenger RNA of Photinus pyralis (common eastern firefly), 1184 nucleotides long. RefSeq lists its product as uncharacterized. Lineage: Eukaryota; Metazoa; Arthropoda; Insecta; Coleoptera; Lampyridae. The record is from RefSeq and is a predicted model, not a curated record. The transcript has 2 exons. Gene Ontology annotation, molecular function: DNA binding. Bases 361 to 888 code for a protein of 175 amino acids.
CUUUAUUGAAAAACGCGUAUGAAAGUUGGAGCACGAGCGUUAGCGAGUGCUCCAAUCAUACAAGUUUUUCAAUAAUCCUUUCCGCAAGUGUAUUACAUACUAUUUUUUCUACGAAAGUUCUCGAAUUUAAAGAUUUAGAGAAAAAUUUUAUAUCAAAAUGUUAAAACAACAAUUUCUGUAUAAAUCAAGUCGUAGUACGAUUCUCGUGUUUAUCUGUAAAAAUAUAAAAUCAAGUCUUCGUGACGCCGCUACGUUGUCUUAGUUACCAACGAGUUGUUUAUAAAAAAGCCGGUUAGUAAUUUUGCAUGUAGUUUUGUACGAAGCAAUUUCUUCAGUAAAACAAGAAUUUAAAAGCUGAAAAUGAGUGUUCAUGAAGAAAGUGAGAGCGGCGAUGAAUUUAUGUGCACUCCGCCUGAGGUUGCUGCAAUGGCGGAAUCAAUUAUGCCUGAGCUUUUGCCUGAAAAAUCGAGAAAUCGGUACGAAAAAGAACGAGAGAGGUUUUUUAAUUGGUGUAAAAUGAAACAAGUCAAGCGGUAUACAGAAACCGUGUUGCUUGCCUAUUUUGUCGAAAAAUCUGGAAAAUUGAAAUCAUCGACACUGUGGUCAAUGUAUUCCAUGUUGAAAAGUAUGUUGAUUUUGCAAGACAACGUCGACAUUUCCAAGUAUGCCAAGUUACAAUCGUUUUUGAAACGUAAAUCUGUUGGUCACAAGCCGAAAAAAUCGCUGACUUUUACGAGGCAACAAAUCAGUACGUUUUUAGAGGAAGCACCCGAUGAAACAUUUUUAAUGAUGAAAGUUGCUCUAAUAUUAGGAGUUGCUGGGGCUUGUCGUCGAGAGAAGUUGACGAAAAUGACGGUGAACGAUAUCCAAAGCCGGGAAUACAUCUGACAAACGUUGCCGUUCGUUCGCGUUGUUACCCGUUUUCACCAUCAUCUGGCAACGUUUGUGGUAACAGUCAUGAGCGACAGACACGUGCCGAGCCAGUGCAUACGCUAGCGUUCCACAUAUUCGCGCGCAUUUGUGCUAUUUUGUAAAAAUUUAUUUUUUGUUAUUGAAAUGGCGACUACAAAGGUUCAUACCAUCGUAUGUACCUCUACUUCUAUAUAACUCGUGCAUCCAUACACUUCUCUGUUUUUUUUUCUUUUUUUCUUUUUGUCGUUUUAAAAUUGUACUUAUGACACUGU